Dimorphilus gyrociliatus is the source of this 1024-nucleotide messenger RNA. Lineage: Eukaryota; Metazoa; Annelida; Polychaeta; Dinophilidae. The record is from the annotation of a GenBank genome assembly.
AAUGCAUUCUGACAGAUCGGCCCCCGAGAUCGGAAGUUUGUCGUGCAGCAAUUCACUGAGGAAGACACAUUCAACGCCGCAGAGUAAUGCAGUUAAGGCAGCGUCAAGUCCAGCCGUCAACAGCAGGAAAAAGGAGAGUAUGGAGGACGUCGUCACGAAGGAAAUAGAGCGAAAGCUGUCUGCCAGCCCGAAGUCGAAGAAGACUUUUUUCGAUGGAUUUAGAGCGUCCUUUAGGCCAAGAAGAUCGCCCGAAGAUGAUCAUAAUAGUCUUACUUUAUCUGUUCCGCAGGACGGUGAAACAAAACUUUCUUGGACGGAAGCUCUAAAGCUUAAACGUCCCAGUUUUCGGAGGGAGAAAAAGUCCAACUUCAUUUUGGAGCACCCCCCUAAACCCACCAAUAAACCCGAAAGCAUCUACGAGGUCGCGCCGGUUUUUUCGCCCCAUCUCCAAGAUGUAACCGCUGAGGAAGGUUCAACGGCUGUUUUCACCUGCAGAGUAUGUGGUCGACCUAGACCCAAUUUAAUGUGGUUCGGUACAGACCAACAGGUUUUAGAGGAUUCCGAAAACCUAAAAAUAAACAUAGAAGAUGACGGAGAAGCAACAUUAUCCAUAUUUAAUGUGAAAUCUAAUCAUAUGGGUCAAUAUUCCUGCACAGCAACGAAUUCGGUCGGAAGUUUUACAAGCACUGCUAACUUAAUUAUCCAAAAUGAAUUCUCGGCACCGGAAAUCAAAGAAUACAAGAUAAGUUUAAAAAAUGAUGUUUGGAGUGUCGGUGCUCUAACUUUUACAUUAAUUUAUGGCCAUUGGGAAAAGAAGGGUGAAGAUUUAGGAGUUUCAGAAUACUGUAGAGAUUUCUGGACUAAAUGCCUUCAAUUGGAUCCAAUGAAUAGACCUUCUACAGCUGAAUGCCUUCAACAUAGUUGGAUCAAAUCUAAACCGGAAACCUAUUUGAAAACUAUCUUGCCAAAAAAGAAGAUAAUUGAAUUCCUUGAAAAGAAAUCCAAGAAUUCUAGGAAAUCAUGA